Molecule: messenger RNA, 2402 nt
Organism: Camelus dromedarius (Arabian camel)
Lineage: Eukaryota; Metazoa; Chordata; Mammalia; Artiodactyla; Camelidae
Gene: KLF15
Product: KLF transcription factor 15
Exons: 3
Coding region: 186-1409 (407 amino acids)
Biological process (GO): regulation of transcription by RNA polymerase II
Molecular function (GO): RNA polymerase II cis-regulatory region sequence-specific DNA binding; DNA-binding transcription factor activity, RNA polymerase II-specific
Source: RefSeq, a predicted model, not a curated record
UGAGCGGCGAGCGAGCGGCGGCGGCGGGGGCUCCGCCGCAGCGACGCGGGCCGGGGCGAGCGCGAGCGAGUGCUGGACGCGCGGCCCCUGCCCCCAGCGCAGCCCGCGGGGGCCCGGGACCCCUGGGCCUGGCCGCCGGCCGGCCGUGCGCCGAGUUCAGCUGCCACCGGCACGGCCAGGCCAGCAUGGUGGACCACUUGCUUCCAGUGGACGAGACCUUCCCGUCACCGAAAUGCCCGGUUGGUUAUCUGGGUGACGGGCUGGCUAGCGGGCGGGCGUACCACAUGUUGCCCUCGCCCCUCUCAGAGGAUGACAGUGACGCCUCCAGCCUCUGCUCCUGCGCCAGCCCCGACUCGCAAGCCCUCUGCUCCUGCUACAGCGGUGGCCCAGGUGCCGAGGGCCAGGAAAGCAUCUUGGACUUUCUGCUGUCCCAGGCCACGCUGGGGGGAAGCAGUGGCUGUAGUGGCAUUGGGGCUAGCAAUGGCCCUGUGUCCUGGGGGACCUGGCGGAAGGCAUCAGCAUCUGUGAAGGGGGAACAUUUCUGCUUCCCCGAGUUUCCUGUGGGCGAACCCAAUGACAUCCCGAGGCCCUUCCAGCCCACCCUGGAGGAGAUCGAAGAGUUUCUGGAGGAGAACAUGGAGCUCGGGGUGAAGGAGGCCCCGGAGGGCAACAGCAAGGACUUGGAGGCCUGUGGCCAGCUCUCUGCUGGGCUACACAGGAGCCACCUCCAUCCCGGGUCCGGCGGGAGAGAGCCAGGUGCUGGUGCCGGCAGCAGCCAGGGCCCAGGAGGGGGGCCGGCUCCCGAGGGCCCCAUCCCCGUCCUGCUGCAGAUCCAGCCUGUGCAGGUGAAACAGGAGUCUGGUGCGGAGCCCGCCUCCCCGGCGCAGGCCCCAGAGGGUGUCAAGGUGGCCCAGCUCCUGGUCAACAUCCAGGGGCAGACCUUCACGCUUGUGCCCCAGGUGGUGCCCUCCUCCAGCUUGAACCUGCCUUCCAAGUUCGUGCGCAUUGCCCCCGUGCCCAUCGCUGCCAAGCCCAUUGGGUCAGGACCCUUGGGGCCUGGCUCCACCAGCCUCCUCAUGGGCCAGAAGUUCCCCAAGAACCAAGCGGCAGAACUCAUCAAAAUGCACAAGUGCACUUUCCCUGGCUGCAGCAAGAUGUACACCAAAAGCAGCCACCUCAAGGCCCACCUGCGCCGGCACACAGGCGAGAAGCCCUUCGCCUGCACCUGGCCGGGCUGCGGCUGGAGGUUCUCACGCUCGGAUGAGCUGUCCCGGCACCGGCGCUCACACUCAGGCGUGAAGCCCUACCAGUGCCCCGUGUGCGAGAAGAAGUUUGCACGCAGCGACCACCUCUCCAAGCACGUCAAGGUGCACCGCUUCCCCCGCAGCAGCCGUUCAGCCCGGCCCUGAACUGCGCGCCCACCCUGCCUACCCUGCCUGCCCUGCCCGGUACUUCGUAGCAAUAAUUUAUUGGCCUCCUUCAGAGGGACGUGAUAGUGCUGCCAAGUCACCUUCUGGAGCCCGGGGGGUGUGAACCCAGAGCCUCCACCUGCUGCCUCCUUGGGGAGACUGCGGGCCACCUGCUCCGGGCUGGAGGCAGCCUUCCUGCCUUUGUGCCUUCCCGCCGCCCAGCCUCGCUGGAGCAGCGCUGGGGCCUGGCCCAUCUCCCACUGGGCUCCCUGCCGGGGCCGAAGCUGGCACUUUAUUGCUGGGGAAGAAGAAAUGUGAAGUUUUGAAAUGCCAGUUCCCAGAGGGAGCCAUGCUGGGAAGAAGGAAGUAGGCCAAAAGUCCAGGCUGUACUGUGGUGUGAACGUGGCUUUGUCCAAGAUGCCUUGCUCAGCCUGACCAGCAGAGGGUACAGGCAGGGCGGUCAGGGGUGCGGGACCGGGCCUCCAAGUGGAGGUGGGAUUGGGGUAAAGCCUUCUCUUUGGGGGGUGGCAGUGCAUGUGCUUGAGUUAGAUGUGCAGGGCAGACAGGAGGGUGCAGGUCAGCCCCAGAGCGCCUGUACCAGGCAUGGCUCAGCCCCUCAUCCUGUGUCCAGACAAGUCAGGACAGCAGUCUCCAGGGCCACCUUCAGGAGGAGAGGGGAGCAGCUGCACUGCGUGUAGAAGAGCUGGGGGGCCUCCCAGCUCUGACUUAGACAUGCAUUCCUUAUUUUGUCUAGAAAUUAAUGUCAAAUGAACUAGCUUGUUUUGAGGGGUUUAUUUCACAUCCUAUGAAUGUAUGUAAAUAAAAUGUACAUAGGUACAUCUACAUAAAAUCUUUUAAUAACAUAUCAACCUUGUGUAAAUUUGAAAUUAAAAAAUCUAUAAAGCUGGUGUACAUAUGUUACAAUUAUGUAUAUUUUCUUUGGUCCUUCAUAAAAAUAUAUUUACUUUGCCAAUAAAAAGAGAAAAGAACUCA